Molecule: messenger RNA, 491 nt
Organism: Rhodotorula graminis WP1
Lineage: Eukaryota; Fungi; Basidiomycota; Microbotryomycetes; Sporidiobolales; Sporidiobolaceae
Exons: 4
Coding region: 30-452 (140 amino acids)
Cellular component (GO): cytoplasm
Molecular function (GO): protein-disulfide reductase activity; oxidoreductase activity, acting on a sulfur group of donors, disulfide as acceptor
Source: RefSeq, a predicted model, not a curated record
CCUCGAGCCAGACUAUCCGACAGCCCAACAUGCUUGCUACUCGCACCUCGGCCCUUCGCCUCGCCCGCCAGGCCUUCUCGCCCCUCUCGACCUCGCCCCGCGCGUUCACCUCGUCGGCCGUCGCCAACAAGCACAUCCUCAACGCGACCCCGGCAGACUUUGACGAGCUCGCCGUCAAGGGCACCAGGCCUGUACUCGUCGAUUUCUACGCAGACUGGUGCGGCCCGUGCCGCGUUCUCGGACCCGUACUCGAGAAGGUCGUCACCGACGAGUCGGGCGCAGACCUCCUCAAGAUUGACACCGAGGAGCACGGCGAGCUCGCAGCAAAGUACAAGAUCACGGCGCUUCCGACCGUCAUUGCCUUCAAGAACGGGCAGAUUGUCGCCAAGAUGGUGGGCGCAGCAGGAGAGCCAGGCGUGCGGGCCUUCCUCGAGAAGGCGACCUCUGCGUGAGCGAGGGUCGGUGUGGAACAAAGCGCUGGAUCGCUGUCA